Messenger RNA from Aedes albopictus (Asian tiger mosquito), 1938 nucleotides. RefSeq lists its product as uncharacterized. Bases 73 to 1098 code for a protein of 341 amino acids. The transcript has 2 exons. NCBI's taxonomy places the organism in Eukaryota, Metazoa, Arthropoda, Insecta, Diptera, Culicidae. The record is from RefSeq and is a predicted model, not a curated record.
UUUGUUUCCGUGCUGAUGUUUUGUUAAUUGCAUAAUUAGAAAUCACAUAAAUCGUUGUGAAAGACUGUUAAUAUGGAUCUCGAUCGCAGCAAAGGACUGCUGCUGUUGUUGGAAGCGGCAGAAGUCCUGAGUGAGGCGAGAGAUAUCGGUGUUAUAUGUGAAACUCCAACUGUAGCGCAAUAUGAGGAAGUGGUCACCGGCCUACCAGCACCAGGAUUUCAAAAUCGGGAUUCAAGUUUCCAGUCAAACUUAUCCUUCGAAAAUAUUGUUGCCUCAACUCCGAUAAAAGAGUUUAGAGAUCCGCAUAUACUACCAGCACUGGACCUGUCGUUAUCCUUCGUAGAAGAACCUCCGCUGGAUUUGUCGUUGAGAAGCAAUGAUGUGGAUAUCCCCCUGGAUUUGGCACCCGUUUGUCGUCAGGAACGCAUCGCAUGUGCCGAAGCAGACGAAUGUCUACCGCUCAAUUUAGCUGCAGUUAAAGGGACCGUUUCCGGAUCGCCGGCAUUGCAUCAGUUUAACCACGACACCCAACAUGCUGAAGCUCGUAGUCCGGACAUGAAUACGGACAAGCCUGAGACCAGCUGUCGUCUCGAAAGUUCGGUUGAGGACAACUCCUCGCCAAAAUCAAGCUCGGGCAAAAACAACCAUCGUCCUUUAGUUUCAAAUCCACCGACUCCAGCCGUUCGUGAUUCUUUGGAAACCAUCAAUCAGGUGAACAAUUCAGUAAUUUUGUCACCGAAAAAUGAUGCAAACCCCUCAGAUCCUUCGCUCAAUCCACAUGAAACCAACACUAUCCCCGUUCAGCUAUCUGUGAGCAAGCCCACAGAAAGAGCUCAGUACAAGGAAGUCCCGCAAGCGGCGGAUGACUGGGAUCCUGGAAGCGAAGAUGAAGACGACGAUGAUAGACAAAUCGGAGACGCAACAUUCCUGAACAAUUUUUCAGUUCACGAGUACUUUGAAGUGUACCGUAAUAAUGAUUUACUCGGCGAUGACGAAGAUGAUGUUAUCGACGAGUGUACGGAUGAUCCCGAUAAAUGUAAGCUGGUUGAUAGUCCUGCUAAUACAUUAAUAAAAAUUGUUAUAUGUAAUCUUAAAUAAUUACAAAAUCUUAUCAAACAGGUCCAUCUCCUCGACCUUCAGCGGCCGAUGAUCCGGGAUUUGAUCAAGGAUUCGAUGAUCUCAACAAGGAGAACGUCAACCGUCGUAGUAAGCCCACUGCGCGCAAACGAGUGGAAAAUAGGAAUCGAAGAGAAAAAGGCCUGGAAUACUACCGAUACAAUGGAGUCAAAGUAGCAGCACGCUGCGUGAAGCAGGCAUGUUCGUGUUCGAAGCUUCACUGCGAUGAAAAAUAUCCUGAAGACAUAAGAAAGAAGAUUUUGGAAAACUUUCUGAAGCUUUCGUUUUCUGCACAGAACCAAUUUCUGAGCUGCCACAUCAGUGUGUCACCCGUGACCAGUCAUACAGUUAGUUCCAACAUUUGUAAAUAUGGGAAGUUCAUAUAUUACAUCACGCUUUGAGGGGAGGGAGAGAGUAGUUCAGGAAAGUGUGAUACCCCAUACAAAAAAAUCCAAAGGUAAAAAAGGGGAGAAGGAUCGAAAAUGGUCCAGUUUUGUGUGGCGUAAUGUAUGGACGUUCCCUAUAUUCCUAAUGCAUGCAAGAGUCAAACUAUUUUCUUCCUUUGAAACGCCUUCAUAGUAUCAGGAUUGCAUCUUUGGCGAAUCUUAUGAUAACUACUCCGGCUCUAAUGAGAAAAUAUCAGCAUUACAUAUGAAAUCGUGUUUGACAAACUUCGAACUACCUGCUAACAUUUUAAAAUAGGAGACUUACAAAAUUUGAAAAUUUUUGGAGGAAGAAUAUUUUGCCUAAUACAAAAGUAUUGCCAAUUUUUUUCAUUACUCAUAGCGUAUUUAUUAUCGCAAUUGUUUCAGGUGAUUAAUU